Centruroides sculpturatus (bark scorpion) is the source of this 4150-nucleotide messenger RNA. Its product is annotated as syntaxin-1A-like. Gene Ontology annotation, molecular function: SNAP receptor activity; SNARE binding. The record is from RefSeq and is a predicted model, not a curated record. The transcript has 10 exons. Gene Ontology annotation, cellular component: plasma membrane; SNARE complex; endomembrane system. The coding region runs from base 376 to 1233 and encodes 285 amino acids. Gene Ontology annotation, biological process: exocytosis; intracellular protein transport; vesicle fusion. Lineage: Eukaryota; Metazoa; Arthropoda; Arachnida; Scorpiones; Buthidae.
UUUAUCAAAAAUUCGGAAUAUUUCACUAAUUUCAACCUUAAAAAAUAAUUAAUUAGAAUAUAAUUAAGGUUUUGUCUCCAUUAUUUGGGCGUGGCUUAAUGACGUAAGCUUUGAAAUUGAUGAGUCCAUCUUGGCACAUUGUAAAAAUUGUAAACAAAGUUUAAAGGGACAUAAAUUUUAAUUUGAAUACUUCAUUUUAGAAAUAAAUAUUUACAUUUAAGUGUAAAAUAUACAUUUAAUUCAGAAAUAUGCAAAGGAUGACAUAAUAUUGGUGAAGAAUAAAAACAUAUUUUUAUUAUUUUAAAGGAUAUUACUCUUUAGUUCCUUGGUUUUUUAGGUAUUUUUUGAUUUUAAGUUAUUAAUUAAUUUUAAAAAAUGGUGAAAGAUUUGAUGCCAAAAUUACAAGAGUAUCUUAAACGACAAGAUCAAACUUCACACAAUGUGGAUGGAUUACAAGAAUCUUUAAUAACAAAUUUUUUAACUAAAGCUGAACAAAUACAUUCAGCAAUUGAAGAAUUUGAAAGUAAAGUAAAAAGCAUUCAGUUAGAAUAUCGUUCUGUAUUAUUUAAUCCAUUUGCGGAUGAAGAAACCAAAAAGACAUUGGAGCAACAUGCUGCUGAAUUAUACAGAAAUGCAAACAGAAUAUCUACAGACUUAAAAGGUAUGAUUAGAGAUAUUAAGACCAGAUGUGCUGAAACUGCCAGUGAAGCAGAUAUCAGAGUGUAUGAAACACAGUACACUACUCUUCGUUCAAGAUUUGUUUCAGCAAUGGAAGAAUAUAUGAAAUGUCAAGUGGAAUAUAAAGAUGGAUGGAAAGAGAGAAUUCGCAGACAGUUUAUGAUUGCUGGUCAAGUAAUCACAGAAGAAGAAAUUGAAGAGAUGUUAGAUAGACCAGAAAGUUUCAGAGUUGGGUUUGUAGUAGACACAUCGAAAGCGAAACAGACUCUAUCAGAUAUUGAAGCACGAAAUGCAGAAAUAGAGAAGGUUGAAAAGAGCAUACAAGAAAUGCACAAUAUGUUUGUUGACUUUAGUAUAUUAGUUCAACAGCAAGGUAAAGUAAUUGAUAGAAUAGAAAGCAGAAUUAUUCGAAGUAGAACUGCUGUCGAGAAGGGCAACACACGUUUAGAAAAAGCUAGAAAAUUCAAAAAAAGAUGCAGAAGAAAUUUGAUUAUUGCAAUUGUGAUCAUUAUGAUAAUCUUGGCAAUAGUUCUGGCCCUCAUAUUUACUGUUUGAUUUCUGUAGUAACAAAGCCACUAAUAGUUAAAGAAAUAUAAUGAAAAUUACAGUUAGAAUAGAAUGCUUUGAUACAAGUUAACAUAAAGUAUAUUAAUAGUUAUAUGAUUUACAUAGCCAAUAAUUAAUUCUGGAUCUUUACAUAUUUUAAUUUUUUUUAUAAAUGAAAUUUUUAUAUUCAAAACUACCAGAAUCUAAAUUAGAAAUAUUAUGUAUAACGUUAUAGGAGUAAAUUUAUAAUCCGACAUUUUUCUGUGUGUUAAGACAUUAUUUUACGGGAUGGUUGAAGAUUCUGCUUAAUUUUUCAAGCACUAAGAGGCCAAGUCUCUUACCAGCUUGGUCAGAACCACAAUGGGAUAGCAUACGAUAUGGUACAGGAUCCUCUUAGUGAUCAUUUUCUGUGCCCAUGAUGGGUUCAACUAGAUCCACAGUGGGACAGAUGGGUGGAAGAGACAUCCAACACGUACAUAAGAUACCACCUACAAAAUUUUCUGAGAUUCCAACCUGGAUUUGAACAUUUGUUCUUUGGAGCAGCAGGCCAAUACCUUUACUCCCUUGGCUCUCCAGCCGACAUGAAAACAGUUCUUCCAGCCUAAAAUAGGAACUGCAAAACUAGUCAUUUAUUCAUGAAAAAUGAAUAAAUAGUCGAGCAAAGCUUUAAUUUUUAAUCAGUUGUAAAAUAGAAAUUGGAAAAAGAAACUAAGUUUCUUAAAUUAUAAUUCAGAAUUAAUGUAAAUUCAUGAUUAUAAAAAUGCAUUCUUUCUAAAAUUGUAAUCUAGAAUAACUUUUUGCAUUUAUCUAUUUAUUGUGAAGAUAAAGAUCCAAAUCAGGAAUGAAAGUGAACUUCUUAACACAGAAAUUAUUUUCAGUAUUACAAAUCCUUUAUCACAUAUGACAGUUUCAAAUAGUUGCUAUUGUGAAAUGUAUUUUUCUAUAAUAUAUUGUUAAUAUUGUAUAUUUUUUGUAAAAGUUUUAAAAUAAAUGUACCAUUUACAAGUUAUGUUUUUUGAUUUUUAACAUACUUAUAUGUCAAUUUUUGAUAUAAGAACUCUAUGAGGUUCAGUACGAAGAAUAUGAGAGGAGCAAUGAUGUUUCUGCACUUUGUUGAGUUGCUCAUCCUCAGAUCACUAGGAUGCUCUAGGUUCUCUAUUUAGCCAUCAUGUGAACAUCUAACAAAUGCGAUACAAUAUGCACCUUCUUCCAUUGAGCCAUGCAGAUGAGAAGCCACUAGAGCAGUGAUAGUUUGUGUGGCAAGGAAUCUCUUCUAGGAAUACAAGAUGCAAGACUUCUGUGAAGCACCUUUUUAAUCAAGGAACUAUUGUAGUUUAUGACAGUCAACAUUAGUGAAUCUUGUUGCCUUUGCUUGCAAAUACAUAAUUCGAUGGGUUGUGGCACACUUGCAAUUAGUGACUACAUAUUUGAAGGAAAGCUCUUCCCAAAUUCAUCUAAUAUUGGCAAUCCAUUCAUUUGUAUUUAUUUGGUCCACUUUCUCCAGUUUGUUUGUCAGAAACCAUACAUUUUCAACAGGACAAGUCUGGAGAGAAAAGCUGGCCACUAGUGUGGUCAAACCAGGAAUGGGUGACCUUGCAUCAUCUUGCAAUUGAAAACCAGGAUAUAACAUAGACAUAGGAAAUUCUUUGUAAAUACCUGUUACCAACUGUUUCAUCAUUGAUUAAUCUGAGUGAAUUUUAGUGUAUUUUAGCCAAAUUUAUUUAGUGUUAUUUUUAGAAAAUUCACUUAUUUUUAAAGUGGCCUGAAAAGUAGCAAGUUGCCCAAAUCUAGUAGCCUAGAGCUGUAUCUCAACCUGCUACUUGUAGCCCAAUCUUGUAAUUCUGAAACGAAGCUGUAUUUUAUGAGAUAAGAGAAAAAUGGGUAGUCCAUGGGCAAGGUAACACCUGAAAAUGCACUACUGUAAAAACAAAGGCAUGUUGACUAUAUUAGAGUUAUUCUCUUAUAUAAAACACUUUGAUCUAAAGGAAUGAGUUAACAUACUUAUAUCACAGUUCAGACUGAAUUUUCACUUUGAAUUUUGAACCAAAUUCCUUAACAUGUAAAUCUCUAUAUCCCUGGUAGGACAAACAGUACAGUUAUGACCUAAUGGGAUUUUGAACUAUCCAAGUUCAAAUGAAAAGGAUUUCCUGUAUAUGUAUGAAUGCAGUUUUUUUGAAAUACUUAAAGAUGUGUUAAAUAAUGCACAGAGCCAAAAAAUGACAGCACUUACCCAUGCACUGCACUAAAGGUUUAUUUUUUUAUAUUAACGUGCAAAAUUGGUAAUGAGCUUUCUGAUGAAGCCAUGCUACAUUACAAUCUUUGUAAUGCUCUCAAUUUCAUGCAAUUCAUUGUCUGUGUGGGAAACAAUUAACAAUGCAAUGCAUUGUUUCCACACAAUGUAUAGCAUAAAUGUUUACUUCAGUCUUCAAGCUAAUUUCCAUCAGCUGAGUGCAAACAAUUCACAUAUGCAGAAGCAUAAACAUGAAUUAACGGUGGGAAUUGGAGAAACAUAGUAAACAAACUAACUUGUAUCCAUAUUAAUUGUGUCAAAAAUUAGUAGUUUUACAUUGAAAACUUACCAAUACUUAUGUUUUUAGGAAAAUAAAUGCAUAUUACUAAAUAUCUUCGAAUGUAUUACAGACCUCUGGAUCUAGUCUGCGCACCUCCAGGGUCUAAAGAAAUACUGUGUUAAUCUGAUGUUUAAAACUGUUAUGUUUGUUGUUGAUACAAUGAUGAGAUGAAUUUAUCAAUUUCUAUGAAGGAGAUGUUACGGCACAAUCGUUGGGAAUUUUGAUAUUAUGUGCGUGGAUAAGCCUCAGUACAAGCAUUUAAAGAAGCAAGCUUCCAUCCUUUGCUCAGUAAACAUUUUCAAGAAAAUCAAAGUUAAAAACUCGUGAACAACUUAAGAUUAAGUUUCAUGGAAACU